AUGCUUAGUGGGGAAGAGCUUUCCUUAUAUAGCUCAGGUCCAAAUAAUGCACAGUCUGCACAGAAGACUUUCUCAUUUGCAGUGAGGGAUUCACUGAUUAACGUUGGCCCUUUGAAAGACUUUUCUUACAGUUUGAGAAUCAAUGCUGACCCUAAUGCAACAGGAGUUGCUAAACAAAGUAACUAUGAACUGAUGGCGAUAUGUAUCAAAGGGGGGCAGAAUGGCACUCUACAACAAAUGUGUACAGAGCAGUGGAAGCUUACUCCGAAAUUUGCCAUACCCGUUGCUAUAUAGUGGUGUCCUUUAGAGGGGUCGUUGUCUCUGUUAACUUAUUCUCGACAUUGUGGUAUCAUUCUUAAGAGGGCUUGUGUUUUUCCUCUUUUUAUUCGUGUGUUUGUGGUCCUGGUGUGAGCGGUCUUCUUUUGUUUUUUGUUUUCUUGUUUU
Molecule: messenger RNA, 444 nt
Organism: Ilex paraguariensis (yerba mate)
Lineage: Eukaryota; Viridiplantae; Streptophyta; Magnoliopsida; Aquifoliales; Aquifoliaceae
Source: the annotation of a GenBank genome assembly